Neltuma alba is the source of this 785-nucleotide messenger RNA. RefSeq names its product ras-related protein RABC1-like. Gene Ontology annotation, molecular function: GTP binding; GTPase activity. The record is from RefSeq and is a predicted model, not a curated record. The coding region runs from base 111 to 740 and encodes 209 amino acids. NCBI's taxonomy places the organism in Eukaryota, Viridiplantae, Streptophyta, Magnoliopsida, Fabales, Fabaceae. The transcript has 7 exons.
CGAUCGUUCUUUUUCUUUUUUUGCUUGUCACCUGGAUGAUUUCAGAAAUAGGAUUUCGUGUUAGGUCUUUAUUCUGUGAUUGGUGAUUUGGUGUUCCAAGGUGGAUUGUGAUGGAUUCAACUUCGAGUCAGUCCGAAUUCGAUUACAUGUUUAAGCUGUUGAUGAUUGGGGACUCCGGGGUUGGGAAGAGUAGUCUGCUCCUAUGUUUCACUAUUGAUACCUUUGAAGAUCUCACCCCCACAAUCGGUGUUGAUUUUAAGGUCAAGCAUGUGACUUUAGGCGGUAAAAAGCUGAAGCUUGCCAUUUGGGAUACAGCCGGUCAAGAGAGAUUCAGAACACUAACAAGUUCUUACUACCGAGGGGCACAGGGGAUCAUCAUGGUUUAUGAUGUAACUCGACGAGAAACAUUUACUAAUUUAUCUGAAAUAUGGGCAAAGGAAAUAGAUCUUUAUUCAACAAAUCAGGACUGCAUCAAGAUGCUUGUUGGGAACAAAGUGGAUAAGGAGGGUGAUCGAGUUGUAUCUAAGGAAGAGGGAAUAGACUUUGCCCGAGAAUACGGAUGCUUAUUUAUUGAAUGCAGUGCUAAAACUCGAAUUAAUGUACAGCAGUGUUUUGAAGAGCUUGUUUUGAAGAUCCUGGAUACGCCUAGUCUCUUAGCUGAGGGCUCCAAGGGGCUCAAAAAGAACAUUUUUAAUGACAACCCUCCUCAAGAUGAUGCAUCCACUAGUAAUUGUUGUUGAUGUUUUUGCACUAGCAGCACAAGGUUACAAGCAAGAUCGACCUAU